Molecule: messenger RNA, 522 nt
Organism: Grosmannia clavigera kw1407
Lineage: Eukaryota; Fungi; Ascomycota; Sordariomycetes; Ophiostomatales; Ophiostomataceae
Product: glucosamine 6-phosphate acetyltransferase
Exons: 2
Coding region: 1-522 (173 amino acids)
Biological process (GO): UDP-N-acetylglucosamine biosynthetic process
Cellular component (GO): Golgi apparatus; endoplasmic reticulum; endoplasmic reticulum-Golgi intermediate compartment
Molecular function (GO): glucosamine 6-phosphate N-acetyltransferase activity; monosaccharide binding
Source: RefSeq, a predicted model, not a curated record
AUGGCUGAAGGCCUCUUCACGGACGAGCUCGUCAGCCCCGAAGUGGCGGCGGUGCUGCCGACGGGUUACCGGGUGCGGUCGCUGCGCCGUACCGACUACGCCAGCGGGUUUCUCGACUGCUUGCGCGUCCUGACGACGGUGGGCGACGUCAGCGAGGCCGCGUUUGUGGAGCGUUACGACUGGAUGGCUGGGCAGAACGGGAGCUACUUUGUGCUCGUGAUCGAGGACACGGCAGUCGGCAAGGUGGUGGGAACAGGGGCGUUGCUGGUGGAGCGCAAGUUCAUCCACAACCUUGGCAUCGUCGGCCACAUCGAGGACAUUGCGGUGGCCAAGGAUCAGCAGGGCAAGAAGCUGGGCCUGCGGAUCAUCCAGGCGCUGGACUUCAUCGCCGAAAAGGUCGGCUGCUACAAGAGCAUCCUGGACUGCAGCGAGGCCAACGAGGGCUUCUACGUCAAGUGCGGCUUCCGGCGCGCCGGCUUGGAAAUGGCCCACUACUACGAGGGCGCCAAGAAGAGUACAUGA